Arvicola amphibius (Eurasian water vole) is the source of this 2724-nucleotide messenger RNA. RefSeq names its product glutamate ionotropic receptor AMPA type subunit 1 (gene Gria1). The transcript has 16 exons. Gene Ontology annotation, biological process: synaptic transmission, glutamatergic; monoatomic ion transport; modulation of chemical synaptic transmission. The coding region runs from base 1 to 2724 and encodes 907 amino acids. Gene Ontology annotation, cellular component: dendritic spine; plasma membrane; AMPA glutamate receptor complex. NCBI's taxonomy places the organism in Eukaryota, Metazoa, Chordata, Mammalia, Rodentia, Cricetidae. The record is from RefSeq and is a predicted model, not a curated record. Gene Ontology annotation, molecular function: AMPA glutamate receptor activity; transmitter-gated monoatomic ion channel activity involved in regulation of postsynaptic membrane potential.
AUGCCGUACAUCUUUGCCUUUUUCUGCACCGGUUUUCUAGGUGCGGUUGUGGGUGCCAAUUUCCCCAACAAUAUCCAGAUAGGGGGAUUAUUUCCAAACCAACAAUCGCAGGAACAUGCAGCUUUUAGGUUCGCUUUGUCCCAACUCACAGAGCCCCCCAAGCUGCUUCCCCAGAUCGAUAUUGUGAACAUCAGUGACAGCUUCGAGAUGACUUACCGAUUCUGUUCCCAGUUCUCCAAAGGAGUCUAUGCCAUCUUUGGGUUUUAUGAACGAAGGACUGUCAACAUGCUGACCUCUUUCUGUGGGGCCCUCCACGUGUGCUUCAUUACUCCAAGCUUUCCCGUUGACACAUCCAAUCAGUUCGUCCUUCAGCUGCGCCCGGAACUACAGGAAGCUCUCAUUAGCAUCAUCGACCAUUACAAGUGGCAGACCUUUGUCUACAUUUAUGAUGCUGACCGGGGCCUGUCAGUCCUGCAGAGAGUCUUGGAUACAGCUGCAGAGAAAAACUGGCAGGUGACGGCUGUCAACAUUCUGACAACCACCGAAGAAGGCUACCGGAUGCUCUUUCAGGACCUGGAGAAGAAAAAGGAGAGGCUGGUGGUGGUGGACUGUGAAUCAGAACGCCUCAACGCCAUCCUGGGCCAGAUUGUGAAGCUGGAGAAGAAUGGCAUUGGGUACCACUACAUCCUUGCCAAUCUGGGUUUCAUGGACAUUGACUUAAACAAGUUCAAGGAAAGUGGAGCCAACGUGACGGGUUUCCAGUUGGUGAACUACACAGACACCAUCCCAGCCAGAAUCAUGCAGCAGUGGAGGACGAGCGACGCUCGAGACCACACCAGGGUCGACUGGAAGAGGCCAAAGUACACAUCCGCUCUCACCUACGAUGGUGUGAAGGUGAUGGCCGAGGCUUUCCAGAGCCUGCGGAGGCAGAGAAUUGACAUAUCCCGACGGGGAAAUGCCGGGGACUGUCUGGCUAACCCAGCUGUGCCCUGGGGCCAAGGAAUUGACAUCCAGAGAGCCCUACAGCAGGUACGAUUCGAAGGUUUGACCGGAAAUGUGCAGUUUAACGAGAAAGGGCGCCGGACCAACUAUACCCUCCACGUGAUCGAAAUGAAGCAUGACGGGAUCCGCAAGAUUGGUUACUGGAAUGAAGACGAUAAGUUUGUUCCUGCAGCCACUGAUGCUCAGGCUGGAGGGGACAACUCCAGCGUCCAGAAUAGAACCUACAUCGUCACCACGAUCCUCGAAGAUCCUUAUGUGAUGCUCAAAAAGAAUGCCAACCAGUUUGAGGGCAACGACCGCUACGAGGGCUACUGCGUGGAGCUGGCUGCGGAGAUCGCCAAGCAUGUGGGCUACUCCUACCGACUCGAGAUCGUCAGUGAUGGCAAAUACGGAGCCCGGGACCCGGACACAAAGGCCUGGAACGGCAUGGUGGGAGAGCUGGUCUAUGGAAGAGCAGAUGUCGCGGUGGCCCCCUUGACCAUCACCUUGGUCCGGGAGGAGGUCAUUGACUUCUCCAAGCCAUUCAUGAGUUUGGGAAUCUCCAUCAUGAUUAAGAAGCCACAGAAGUCCAAGCCGGGUGUCUUCUCCUUUCUUGACCCUCUGGCCUAUGAGAUCUGGAUGUGUAUUGUGUUUGCCUACAUCGGAGUGAGCGUCGUCCUCUUCCUGGUCAGCCGGUUCAGUCCCUAUGAAUGGCACAGCGAAGAGUUUGAAGAGGGACGAGACCAGACAACCAGUGACCAGUCAAAUGAGUUCGGCAUAUUCAACAGCCUCUGGUUUUCUCUGGGAGCCUUCAUGCAGCAAGGAUGUGACAUUUCUCCCAGGUCCCUGUCUGGACGCAUCGUCGGCGGCGUCUGGUGGUUCUUCACUUUGAUCAUCAUCUCUUCCUACACAGCCAACCUGGCCGCCUUCCUGACUGUGGAGAGGAUGGUGUCUCCCAUUGAGAGCGCAGAGGACCUGGCAAAGCAGACGGAAAUUGCUUAUGGGACAUUGGAAGCAGGCUCCACUAAGGAGUUCUUCAGGAGGUCUAAAAUCGCUGUAUUUGAGAAGAUGUGGACAUACAUGAAGUCAGCAGAGCCAUCUGUGUUUGUUCGGACCACAGAGGAGGGCAUGAUCAGAGUGAGAAAAUCCAAAGGCAAAUAUGCCUACCUCCUGGAGUCCACCAUGAAUGAGUACAUUGAGCAGCGCAAGCCCUGUGACACCAUGAAAGUAGGAGGUAACUUGGAUUCCAAGGGCUACGGCAUUGCGACACCCAAGGGGUCCGCCCUGAGAGGUCCCGUAAACCUAGCGGUUUUGAAACUCAGUGAGCAAGGCGUCUUAGACAAGCUGAAAAGCAAAUGGUGGUACGAUAAAGGGGAAUGUGGAAGCAAGGACUCCGGAAGUAAGGACAAAACAAGUGCUCUGAGCCUCAGCAAUGUGGCUGGCGUAUUCUACAUCCUGAUCGGAGGGCUGGGACUGGCCAUGCUGGUUGCCUUAAUCGAGUUCUGCUACAAAUCCCGCAGCGAGUCCAAACGGAUGAAGGGUUUCUGUUUGAUCCCACAGCAAUCCAUCAAUGAAGCCAUACGGACAUCCACCCUCCCCAGGAACAGUGGGGCAGGAGCCAGUGGAGGAGGCGGCAGCGGAGAGAAUGGCCGGGUGGUCAGCCAGGACUUCGCCAAGUCCAUGCAAUCCAUUCCCUGCAUGAGUCACAGUUCAGGGAUGCCCUUGGGAGCCACAGGAUUGUAA